CAACAGAGCCAGAGGGAGGCGCUGCAGAGCAGAGCAGAGCUGAACAGUCUGGAGGCUGUGCUAAGGCUGCUACACCUGCAGGAGGGAGGUUCAGGGCCUCUAUGUGCACGGCCUUGUAUGCUGCCCCCAUUGGACUAUUCAGGAACUGCACAAAUGAUGCAGCUGCAGCCAGGUGAGGGGUACCAGCAGCUGCUGAAGACCCUGCAGGCUGUAGAGUCAGACCGGAGCAAACAGCAGAGGGCAGUAGAGAGGCUGCAGGAGCGUCUGAAACGAACCCAGGAGGAGGUCUCUUCUCUGCAGAGCUCCAUGGCUCAGAGGGCCUCCCACUACCAGAACCUCCACUCUGAGCUCAUGGACAAAGUCAGCCAGGCCACAGACACUGAGAAAGAGCUGAAGAGGAAGAGUGCUCGAGCAUCUGCUUUGGAGAAACAGCUGCAGGAGAAGAUUUCUGCAUACAGCCAGGCCGCUCUGAGGAACACUGAGCUCGAGAAGCACCUACAGGAGAAGACCAUUACAGUGGAGCACUACCAGACCCUGAUGAGCAAAAAGCAGAGAGAAUAUCAACAGUCGCUUGAUAAAUAUAAGAAGACACAAGUCCAACUCUCAACAGAGCAGCAGCACAAGAUGGAGAUGCUGGAGGCGUCAGUGAAAGAUGCCCAGCUGCGUCUGCUGGAGAUGGAGGAGCUGUUUGGUUCUGUUCAGAUGGAGCGAGAUGAGGCUCAGAACAUGGCCCUGCUUCUACAGAGCACCGUGGACAAACUCACACAGGAGAAGGAGCUAGAAGAAAAGCACCAUGAGGAAAUGGAACAGAGAUUAAAGGAGGAAUCUACUCAGUCCAACUCAAAGAUGUUGGCACUCCAGUCGUCUCUGUCCAGCUGUGAACAUCAGCUCCAAGUGUAUGUGCAGCAAAUGGAGGAGACUCAGAAGAGAUACGAGGCUGAACUGAGCAGGAGCAAUGAUAAGGUGUACUCUCUGCAGGAAAAGCUCCACAGUACAAUGCUAGUUUAUCAGACGACCAGUGAACACAACACACAACUGCAGCAGUCUCUGGAACAAACCCAGGCCAUGCUCAGUGAAGGCACCACCAGGAUCUCUGAGCUGGAGGACUGCCAGAGCCAACUGCAGAAACAGUUGUCAGAUCUGGAGCAACAGUUGGAGCGGACCCGGGCUUCUCUUCAGGAGACAGCUCUGAGUCGAGAGAGGGAGGUUCUGCAGAGAGACAAGAGCCUGGAGGAUCUACAGCAGGAGAACACACAGCUCACCGGCUCUCUCAGCCAUCUGUCGACGGAGAUGACCAAGUACAAAGUGGAGCUGGUGUCGAAGGAGUCUGAGCUGAAGCAUCUGAAGAAGGACGUGGCUCUGAAGGCGUCUCAGAUCAGUCACCUGGAGGAGAGUUUGCAAAGGACCAAGGCUCUGCUGGACACCAAGACUGACAUGGUGGCAGACUUGGAAGAGACUCUGCACCGCUGUGAGGCUGACCAGCUGCUGUGCAGACAGAGGGCCCAUGCUCUGGAGCAGCAGCUGGAGGUGGUGAGAGCAGAGCUGAAGGACACAGUGGAAAAGCUCCAGCAGCUCAGAGACCUGCUCCAGAAGACUCAGGGCAUCGCAGACGAGAGGCAGGCCUCUGUGGACAGACUGAGCCUGGAGCUGAGUGAGUGCCGGAGGGAGCUGGAGGAUAGAACACAUGAGGUUCUGGACAUGGACAAUGCUUUGAAGGAAAGACAGGGGGAACUGCAGCAAAGAGCCCAGCUGUUGGGGCAGUUGGACGUGGCGAUCCGUGAGCACAAACUGGAGAUGCAGAGGAAGGUGGAGUCUCUACAGCAGAGUCUGGAGACCUCAGAGCAGCAGCUUAAAGAGGCUCAGAGACAACUGGCUGACAGGGACAAACAGGAGAGUGGAGAGCUGAGGGUCUGUCAGCACAAACUGGAGGCUGCUCUUGUUGAAUCUAAAGAGACUCUGCAGCGCUGUGAAACUCUGAGCUCAGAACUGGAGACCAGCAGACAACACAACAAGGAGAAGGAGGAGGAGCUGUCUCGUGUAGAGGAGGAGUUUGCCCUGAAGGAGGCGCUGUGGCUGCACACUGAGGCCAGGCUCCAGGACACUGUGGCCUGUCUGGAGCAAGAGCUGGAGCUGGAGAGGGAACAGCACAGCAAAGAGCUGGAGUCCUUGCAGCAGACCAGAGGCCAGCUCCUCAAAGUGUCCGAGCAGAUGUCCUCCACAAUGAAGUCCUCUCACGAGCAGCUCAACUCCAAGCUCCAGCUGUGUCAGGACCAACUGAACCAGGCCAGGACAGAACUGGACCAAACCAGGGCUCAGCUAAACCAGAGCCGUGCAGAGGUGGACCAGACCAAGGCGGAGCUGGAGCAGGCCCGUAGUCUGUCCGUGUGUCUGCAGUCUCAGCUGGAGCAGAGUCAGUCCCAGCUGCUUCAGAGUCGAGUGGAGCUCCAGGAGGUCCGAGGGCUGUACGACCAAACCAGGGCCCAGAGCGCUCAGCUGCAGAGUCAGGUACAGCAGCUCUCAGCACGGGCGGAGCUGAGCAGAGUCCAGGCUGAAGAGCUCCAGCAGCAGCUCCAGCAGCAGCUCCAGGCCUCGCACGCGUCUGUGGAAUCCUCCCAGGAAUCUCUGCUGAUUAAGGAGUCUGAAAUGACCCGUCUCUUGGGUAAAAUCUCGAGUCUGGAAAGAGCUGCUGAUCGCCAUCACCUCCCUCUCCCCUUGGCCCCGCCCUCUCUCCCCCUGUCCCCUCAUACUUCACCUUCACUCCCUCUUCAGCCUCCACCCGCUGACCUCUCCACCUCCAGUAAACACCAAAAGGUCUCCGACUGGUUACAAAGCAGCACCACCAGCUCCUCCUUAGAUCUUCCCCCGAACGUGAAAACCGCACUGAAGGAAGCUUUGAAGGACCAUUCGUGGGCUUCGCGUUCCUCCGUCUUGCCAUUUCCGGAGAACACGGUGGACCAGAGCUGGCAGGGUUUGACUGGUGCGGACAUCACGGCUACCUCAGACCAAUCCUUCAAUCCACUGACAUACAUGGUGGAUAAGCAGGAGGAUGAGAAGCAAGGGAGAGAGGAAAGAGAGGAGGAGGAGGAGGAGGAGGAGAAGGAGAGAGAGGGGAGGAGGGAGUCCAGUGGAACCCUAGUGCCUCAAGACGAAGACGAAGAGGACAAUUUGAGCACACUAACUGGAAUGUUAAGAUUUGUGAACCAGACUUUGGCCAUGCAGGAGGACCAGUCUCUGUGGGGUACCAAAACGUGAUAUUAACAGCAGUUAUAGUUAUAGAAAUUCUAUCUUUGGAAAAUACAGAGUAACUGAAGACAAAUAUCCACAUUUUAGAUCUGGUUUACUUAUAUGUGGAAGUUGCAGUUGCUUAAAGGGAUAGUUCAGUUUUUUUGACAUCAAUCUGUAUGGCCUCCCCGUCAGCAGUGCGGUGCAUCUAUAGCGAUUUGUGACCAAACUGGAGUGAUGGUUUCUUGGUGACUCAGUGUUUUUGUGUUUAAUGCAGCUUAAACACAGACUCAUCCACUCCCUCUUCUUAUAUAAUGUGAGUGACAGGUGGAUUUUUUUGGAUCUCUUUGCUUUAGCACACAGCUCUACCUCUGAAUUGUAAAUGAAGCGACUAAAACUGUGAUAAACCUCAAAACCGUGACAUGGGGCUGUAUCAUUUUGCUCAUAUGAAAUUUGGAAUAGUGCGAUAUAAUUUCAGGAAAAUUAUCAAAUUUCUUUUUGACAUUGUUGUGAGUAAUCAGACGGACAGAUUUUACAGUUUGCACGUCAUUUAAAUGUUAAAGGUGCAUUGUGUAACUUUUCUGGUGGAGCGUCCGUCAAACACUUUUCUUCAUGGAGAUGUUAUUGAUUUGUCAGGAAUGUUUCACAGUAUGGUAUUAAGCCUUUCUAUCUUCACGGAGACCAAACCAGACCAAGUUACAGGUCACAUUUGUGGAGAGGCGACCCCGCUCACAGUCAGAAUGUUUGUUUGUUUGUUUUUUUUAGCUAUAAAACCACCUAUGACUGAAUACAUAUAAGGUAGAGCUGUUUAAUGUCAUACCCCAACCAAAAAGUUACACAGUGCACCUUUAAAAAUCCAGAAAUCCUAUAGUACUCAGAUUUUUGUUUGACAUGAACCACACACUGAACAGUCAUGGAGUCGUGGAUUCUCUGUUGAUUCUAAAACACAGAAAUGACAAAGUAUUUGGGCAGUGAAAGCAGAAUUUACAACUUUUAUAGCUUGAAACACGUAAAUACAAUUAUAAAAGGCACCGAUCCGUAUCUUGGGUAACCUCCUUUAUAUUCUGAAAUCAUAUAGUGGAUUUUAGUUCUUUCUAGAAACUAAACAGGAGCAUCGCAAAGAUAGAAUCGAUUGCAUUGUGUUGUUCUCGAGCUCUGAUUCCACUGGCCAAACUUCAGCGCACCGACCUGCUCCCACCACAAGAGGGAGACAAACCCAAAACAACAUGACUUUAAACUACUGUCUUGCGAUCCAGCUUUUUCAGUUUCGAUGCCGAUUUCAAUAUUACAGUUUUAACCAUCUGCCGAUAUCGAUACCAGUGUGGAGACUGAAAACAGCAUUUAUUAUUUAAUUAAAGGUGCAUUGUGUAGCUUUUCUGGAGGAGGAGUGUUUCACAGUAUGGCAUUACACUUAUUUAUCUAAACUAAGCAAACAAGCAAAUGACACCGCAGGACCAAGUUACAGGGUCAGAUCUGUGGAGAGGCAAGCCCAUUCCCACUAAGAAUGUAUGUUUUUAAGUCAGUAAAAGCAAAAUGGAUAGUUUAAUGCCCUACUGUGGAAAAUUCCAGACAAAAACAAGCGAGUGAUGGCAAGUGACUUACACAGUGCACCUUUGAAAAAACUAAAAUAAGACAAAACGGAUCCAGAAUUUGUUAUGUAGCUGUUAUUUAUUCUGAAAUAAAUACAGAGAAGCUUUGUACAAAUAAAAGUUCAAACAUUGAGACUUCCUGGGGCAACUACAGCAAGUAAAAGAUGUUAUUCUAUCAAUUUAGAUCAUAUGUCCAACCAGAAUAUCGACUGAACCAAUCCAGUAAGUUUUCCAAGGUCUGCUCCAUUAUCCAAUAUCAGAUUGGUAUGUUCCUAUUCAGUUUAACAUGCAUUGCGUAACUUUUCUGGCAGAGGGUCCUCUACCUGCUUGUCUCCAUGGAGAUGUUAUUGCUUUGUCUGGAAUGUUCCAUGGCAUGACUUUAAACAUUUCCAUCUAGCAUUUAUUCAUUACAAGUGUUUAUAUUGCUCAUAAAUACAAUCAUUCUUUCUGUGAAUAGGUUCGCCUCUCCACAGAUCUGAACUGUAACCUGCUUAUCUCCAUCGUGACAGACAGGUUUAAUCUAUAGGCGAGUUUCAUUGUUGACAAAAGCGCACGUUGCAUGCUGGGAAUUAUUUUGGUCGGCGGCAAGAAACACUAAUUCAACAUGACGGACGGAGCGAGAAAGCACGUAAAGGGUAUUGAUCCCGGUUAUUUCUCCACUCUAACGGCAGAGGACCCAAGACCAUUUGACCAGAAAUUGGUCAUAAGCAUCGAUGGACGACAAAUCACCCUUUUCAACCCCGACAAAAGGUGGACCAAACCACAUUUCUGGUCAGAAUCACCAACUACCUGGACAAAUAUUCACUUUGGUGAUAUCCACAAUGACUUGGUGGAAACUCCUGGGCCAUUCACAGCAGAAAAGAUGAAAACCUCCAAGAGUCUCGAUGUGUUGUUGAACUUGUUGGAGUCCACGGUUUGUUAGGAUCUUCUACGUUUGCUCUGUGAAUGUUUGAAAGCCGUUUAAUUCACUGUUAGCGGUUCUUUUCACUCAGAAUACGAAAAAAAGAAAUUUUCCUUCUUCCGUGCUUCUAUUUGUGCAUCUGAUAAUGCAGCAGGAAUUUACCAUUAUCGGGGAGAAAUACGCGAGGUUACGCACUGUGUUUGACCACUACCGUGUUUCUUGCCUCUGACCAAAAUAUUUCCCAGCAUGCAACGCGGGCUUUUAAUAAUGACGUCAUCUGAAACUCGCCUAUACUGUGGAACAUUCUAGACAAAGCAAUAACAUCUCCAUGGAGUCGAGCAGGUAGGUGGCAGACCCUCCACCAGAAAAGUUGCGCAGUGCAGCUUUUAAAGUGUGUUUAAGCUGUUUUUAUUUAUUUGGAUGUCGCUUAAAUAAAGGUUUUAUAUGUAGUUUUAUGGAUGAGAAUGUUCCAGUGUGGUUUGUGAGUUCCCAUGUUUUACCCGGCUCAUGUUUCAGGGACGUGUGUGUCUCCAGAUGAGUCGAGUCUGUGGAGGAAAAAGUUGUUCACUCAAAUGUAAACAAACUCAAACU
This is a messenger RNA of Boleophthalmus pectinirostris (great blue-spotted mudskipper), 6303 nucleotides long. It is a transcript of the gene ccdc18, whose product is annotated as coiled-coil domain containing 18. The annotation marks the transcript as partial. Lineage: Eukaryota; Metazoa; Chordata; Actinopteri; Gobiiformes; Gobiidae. The record is from RefSeq and is a predicted model, not a curated record. The transcript has 18 exons.